AUGAAGCAAUAUACAAAUCCAUCAAAAGUAAGCGAUAGCAAUCGUACAUCAACAUCAAAAAAUAAAAAAGAUAACUCUGAAAAAGAAUGGAAUACUGCUAUCUUCUCUACUAAAAAUCCAUUGUCCAUUGUCCGUGGCUUUUUGUUCGUGCACAUUUGCGUCGAAUCAAUUGCGAUGAAGCAAUCUACGAAUUCAUCAAAAACGAGCAAUAGUAAUCGUACAUCAACAUCAAAAAAGGAUAAUUCUGAAAAAAAAUUGAAUGAAUUUAGUAGAGAACUUGAAGUUAAUUCAGAAAAUGAAAUGUUAAAAGUGGAAUUAGCAGAUGUACAGAAACAGUUGGUAAACAUGCAGGAACAAUUAGCAGCUGCUGUUUCUGCAAAUAAAUUACUCCAAGAACAGUUGCAACAACCGUCAAAAUCGGCUUCUCCACAAGAAUUGGCGGACGUACAAAAACAAUUAGUAGACAUGCAGAAAAACUUAGCAGCUGCUAUUUCUGCAAAUAAUUCAUUGCAACAGCAGCAACCAUCAACCUCGGCUUCUUCGGAAGAAUCAUUAAAAGAACAACCUCCGACAAAAUCAGUUUCUACGAAUUCGACUCCGGAGCAAUCGGCUCCAUCUCAGCCAACUCUAAUACAACCGGCGCCAUCGCAGGCAGUUCAAUCAACUGAUUUUAGUAGAGAACUUGAAGUUAAUUCAGAAAAUGAAAUAGCAGAUGUACAGAAACAAUUGUUGCAACAAUCGUCAAAAUCGGCUUCUCCACAAGAAUUGGCGGACGUACGAAAACAAUUAGUAGACAUGCAGAAAAACUUAGCAGCUGCUGUUUCUGCAAAUAAUUCAUUGCAACAGCAGCAACCAUCAACCUCGGCUUCUUCAGAAGAAUCAUUAAAAGAACAGCCUCCGACAAAAUCAGUUUCUACGAAUUCGACUCCGGAGCAAUCGGCUCCAUCUCAGCCAACUCUAAUACAACCAGCGCCAUCGCAGCCAGCUCAAUCAACUGUAAAACAAAAACAGCAACAUUACUAUUAA
Camponotus floridanus (Florida carpenter ant) is the source of this 1026-nucleotide messenger RNA. Its product is annotated as submandibular gland secretory Glx-rich protein CB-like. The record is from RefSeq and is a predicted model, not a curated record. NCBI's taxonomy places the organism in Eukaryota, Metazoa, Arthropoda, Insecta, Hymenoptera, Formicidae. Bases 1 to 1026 code for a protein of 341 amino acids. The transcript has 5 exons.